UUUUUCUGUGGGGUGGUAGAUUCUGGUGCACGUUGGGUGGGCGAGUUUAUUUGGCCAGGUGUUUUCUAGCGGUUAUUUAUCGCUUAAGCAAAUUAAUACCAUAUAACUAUUUCGUGUCCAGUGGUAAACUAAUAUUGCGAGGCACUGGCAACAAAUCAUUGUAUACAAGGAAAGGCUAGGCAAUUGAAGGGAGUAUAUCGAAUAUGUUUCGGUUGUUAGCAGCUAAUUGCAAUCGACAUUUAACACAGCAAUUGUCAAAAUAUCAUCAAGUGCCCCACACGCAAUCAACUGGCAUAAGCAAUUUUAGCACUCAUCUAAAAAAUGCUAACAAAUUGCUCAGCGCUGUAGAACAGCAGGCAGGCAAAGCGAUAGAAAACAAUGGGAAGCGGAUCUUGAAUACUCGACUUCUGGUAUUGAGCGGAUGCGGUGUGUCAUUAGGUUUGGGCACACGUACAUACCUAGCUUUCACCAAACAAGUGCACUGUGAAGCCAACCGAUUGACGGGUGUACUACAAAAAACACUUCCUUCGGAAGACGGUAAAUUUGACUGGAAAAGAUUGUGGUCGUAUUUGGAGCCACAUUUAUGGGAGCUGCUAGGUGCUAUUGCUGCUGCGCUAAUUGUCGCUUUCAUCAAUAUACGCAUUCCAAACCUACUCGGAGAUCUCGUCAACACUCUAGCACGUUAUGCCAAUACAUACGUAAAAGAUCCGCUCCAUAAUUCAUUUUUCAGCGAUGUCAGGCGUCCAGCGAGCAACUUACUAAGCCUGUAUUUCUUGCAAUCUGGUUUCACAUUUAUUUACAUCUAUCUGCUAAGUCGCGUUGGCGAACGAAUAGCUGCCAAACUGCGACAAGAUUUGUUCAAGCAGAUUAUUCUGCAAGAUAUCGCAUUUUUCGAUGCCAAUCGCACCGGUGAACUGGUGAAUCGUCUUACCGCUGAUGUACAAGACUUCAAAGCAUGUUUCAAGCAGUUCUUUUCCCAAGGUUUGCGCAGCAUGGCUCAACUUGUUGGAGGAGGUGUAUCACUCUUCCUCAUCUCGCCGCAUAUGGCUGCCAUAGCGUUGGCUGCAGUGCCAGUCGUUGUUGCUUUCAUGUCGUAUCUGGGGCGAAAGCUGCGGAAUUUGAGCAGAAAUGCUCAAGCACAGUCCGAAAGGGCUACGGCAGUAUGUGAAGAGGCACUCUCUAACAUACGCACUGUACGUUCAAGUGCUUGCGAAUAUCGUGAAAUGGAGCUCUUCAAACAAGAAACUAAUGAGGCAGCGCGGUUGGCGCAGGAGCUUGGUUACGGCAUUGCUAUUUUUCAGGGAUUAACGAACUUUUUUCUUAAUGGCUUAGUGUUAACCACGCUUUUCAUGGGUGGUCACCUGAUGUCUACCGAAAGCCUUUCGCCAGGUGCAUUAAUGGCUUUCCUAGUUGCAUCGCAGGGUGUGCAAAGAUCGCUGGCCCAAGGGUCUAUCUUAUUGGGCACUAUGAUUCGUGGAAUGACGGCGGGCUCGCGAGUGUUUGAGUAUCUUCAAUUGCAACCGAAAGUGGAAUUACUGCGUGGCUAUGAAAUUCCACAAAAACAUCUGAAUGGUGAAAUCCGCUUCGAAAACGUAACCUUUGCAUAUCCUUCUAGACCAGAUCAUAUUGUUUUAAAAGACUUUAACCUAAUAUUACGUCCUGGUCAGACAGUAGCACUGGUAGGCGCUUCCGGCUCUGGAAAAUCAACUAUCGCAGCCCUUGUUGAACGUUUUUAUGAACCCAUUUCCGGUAAUAUUAAAUUAGAUGGCUACAAACUAUCUGACAUCGCGCCUUAUUGGCUACGUGGCAACGUUCUCGGUUUCAUCGAACAACAACCAAUACUCUUCGCAACGACAAUACUCGAGAAUAUACGUUACGGGCGUCCAGGCGCCAAGGAAGAAGAUGUUUAUGCCGCAGCGAAGUUAUCGCAAUCGCAUGACUUUGUUAGCGCACUACCUGAUGGCUACGGUACUAAUGUUGGAGAGCGUGGUACACAAUUGAGUGGUGGUCAACGGCAACGUAUUGCAAUAGCGCGCGCCUUACUUAAAAAUCCUAAAAUCCUUAUACUUGAUGAGGCAACCAGCGCACUGGAUGCGACAAGUGAAGCCGAGGUACAAAAGGCUUUAGACACAGCAGUACUUAACCGCACGACGCUAGUAAUAGCGCACCGAUUGUCGACCAUAAGAAAUGCUGAUCUUAUUGUAGUGAUGGAACAUGGUCGGAUAGUAGAGUCAGGCAAACACGAUGAGCUUAUGGCUAAAGGCGGGCUCUAUUACGAACUGGUGCGCCAACAAGAGCGGCGAACUGUGCAAGAAUCGGAACAGAAUGAAGCUAACACUGCCAGCGAAGGCGAAAGCAGUUUUACUGCAAAUGCCAACCGCCCAAAUAUGCAACAGGGAUAGGAUGCCCUAUCGAGUUUAUAACAACUGACGACAAUACCUCUAAAAAUUCCCCCAGGCUUUCCCUAAUUGAUGAUGUUACUUUGAACUAUUUAUUUCAGUACUUACAAAAGGUGCUACCAGUUUGGUAUUGGACCUAAAAUGCCUUCUUAUUGGCAUUUUUUGAAAUUUUUUCGAUACAAAUGAGUAUGAAUUAAUUAUGGAAAUAAAUUUAAUUUAAGUUUAAGUGACAGACAAAGUUUAAAGGAGUAUUUUAACGAUUGUUGAUAAUAAAACUGCUGAUUGUUAAUAUUUA
Rhagoletis pomonella (apple maggot) is the source of this 2694-nucleotide messenger RNA. RefSeq names its product mitochondrial potassium channel ATP-binding subunit. Bases 204 to 2402 code for a protein of 732 amino acids. The transcript has 8 exons. Gene Ontology annotation, molecular function: ATP binding; ATP hydrolysis activity; ABC-type oligopeptide transporter activity. The record is from RefSeq and is a predicted model, not a curated record. Gene Ontology annotation, biological process: transmembrane transport. Lineage: Eukaryota; Metazoa; Arthropoda; Insecta; Diptera; Tephritidae. Gene Ontology annotation, cellular component: membrane.